AUGAUUUCUAAGAUCGCACUUCUAUACUGCCUUGUGGUGUCUGCAACAUGUAUGGUGUUACAUCAAGCUCCUCUACCAUUGUAUCCUCUCCAGUAUCAAGAUCAAGCGCCCGGCUACAAUUUUGCUUCUAACAAUGGUCACCCUGGAAAUUUCAAUGGUCAAGAAAAUCUACAAGAAAUACGCCGAGGUGAAGAAAGAUUAGCACAGUCUUUCCGUCAACCAGAGAACAUUCCUAGGGGUGAGUAUAGAUCGGAUGAUAACGCAGGAUACAACGCAUAUCUUAACAACGAUAGGAGACAAAGCAAUGAAGAUAGAUAUGUGGAACACAACGAUGAAGCAAGACGACCAAACAACCAACGUUCUCAAGUGAACCAACCUUGGCCAAUUCCUAGCAUCCAACAAGCCAGCCCAACUCCUGUCACCAUCACACAAACAUCUGUCUACCACCAGACGUACUCCCAUGGCCAUAAAUCGUGGAUAUAA
Papilio polytes (common Mormon) is the source of this 483-nucleotide messenger RNA. RefSeq lists its product as uncharacterized. Bases 1 to 483 code for a protein of 160 amino acids. The record is from RefSeq and is a predicted model, not a curated record. The transcript has 2 exons. Lineage: Eukaryota; Metazoa; Arthropoda; Insecta; Lepidoptera; Papilionidae.